Messenger RNA from Arthroderma uncinatum, 1542 nucleotides. Its product is annotated as G2/mitotic-specific cyclin-B. Gene Ontology annotation, biological process: G2/M transition of mitotic cell cycle; regulation of cyclin-dependent protein serine/threonine kinase activity. Gene Ontology annotation, molecular function: cyclin-dependent protein serine/threonine kinase regulator activity. The transcript is spliced from 4 exons. The record is from RefSeq and is a predicted model, not a curated record. The coding region runs from base 1 to 1542 and encodes 513 amino acids. Gene Ontology annotation, cellular component: cytoplasm; cyclin-dependent protein kinase holoenzyme complex; nucleus. Lineage: Eukaryota; Fungi; Ascomycota; Eurotiomycetes; Onygenales; Arthrodermataceae.
AUGCCACCCACACGAAGCCUACGACAGCGCACUGCUACUAAUGAAAAUGACGAGAAUGCAACUGCUGCAUCGACACGACUUACGCGAGCCAAGGCUGCCGCGUUGUCUGUGCCGGAAUCCCAGGCCGCUGGAGUCAAGAAGGCCCUAGGCGCGAAGAACACAGCCAACACAUCGACUGCCGCUGUGCAACGGAAGAGAGCUGCACUUGGUGAUGUUAGCAACGUGACGAAACAGGAGAACGGCGAUGGCAAACAGCUCAAAAAACCCGCAACGUCUCGCGUCACACUCACAUCCAAGACCUCAACGCAGACCGGAGGUGUCCAGAAAGUCACCCGCACCAACACGACGCGAGCUGCCUUGGGAGUCAAGGACUCGAAUAAGCGGGAAGCCACUACAGAGAUCAAACGCCCUGGAAGCGGAUCCGGUGUGAUGGGCGGUCUACAGACAAAACGUCACAGCCAGAAGCCAGCCAGAGCAGAGAGUGUCGUCAGCGAGGAGCCACCACGCAAGAAGCUUGAUAGCGGAAAGGAGACUAUAAAGACAGAAGAAAAGGCGGAAGCAAAGACAGAAGAGAAGCCAGAAGAAAAACCAAAAGAGGAAGUGGUGGAGUCUCAGGAGUCAGCAUUGGAUGAAGUCAAGGAGGAGCGAGAUGCUGAUGCCAUAUUAGACCUGGACGCCGAGGACCUCUACGACCCCAUGAUGGCCACCGAGUACGUCGUUGACAUCUUCGAAUACCUCAAGGAACUUGAGCCUCUUACCAUGCCCAACCCUGACUACAUGGACCACCAAGACGAAUUAGAAUGGAAGAUGCGAGGUAUCUUGGUCGACUGGCUUAUCGAGGUCCACACUCGCUUCCGCCUGCUCCCAGAAACCCUCUUCCUCACAGUCAACAUCAUUGAUCGAUUCCUCUCCGCCGAGGUCGUUGCUCUCAAUAGACUGCAGCUCGUUGGUGUUACCGCCAUGUUCAUCGCGUCCAAAUAUGAAGAAGUCCUCUCGCCACACGUUGCCAACUUUAGCCAUGUCGCCGAUGAUUCAUUCUCAGAUAAGGAGAUCCUCGAUGCCGAGAGACAUAUCCUCGCCACUCUCAACUAUGACCUGAGCUACCCAAACCCCAUGAACUUCCUCCGCAGAAUAUCCAAGCCAGAUAACUAUGAUGUUCGAACAAGAACGCUCGCAAAGUAUCUUAUGGAAAUUAGCUUGGUCGACCAUAGAUUCAUGGAGUACCGCCAAUCACACAUUGCCGCUGCAUCCAUCUUCCUUGCACGUGUCGUCUUUGACCGUGGACCAUGGGAUGCAACCAUCGCUUAUUACUCAGGUUAUACGAAAGAAGAAAUCAUGCCCGUUUAUGAAUUGCUUAUUGAUUACCUCUGCCGGCCGCCCGUUCAUGAGGCAUUCUUCAAGAAAUACGCUAGCAAGAGAUUCCUCAAAGCCUCCAUAAUGACUCGCCAAUGGGCAAAGCAAUAUCACGCCGUGUACCUGAAGGGGAAGAACGGUUCCUCGCGCGAACAAGACCCCAAGCCCAAGUCAAAAACCGCGUCAUAG